Akanthomyces muscarius is the source of this 207-nucleotide messenger RNA. RefSeq lists its product as uncharacterized. Bases 1 to 207 code for a protein of 68 amino acids. The transcript has 2 exons. Lineage: Eukaryota; Fungi; Ascomycota; Sordariomycetes; Hypocreales; Cordycipitaceae. The record is from RefSeq and is a predicted model, not a curated record.
AUGUUUCGUCAACGCGCUACUUGUACGCAAUACUACAUUCACUCCACGUGCGGUCACGAUUUGGAUGUUGAGUUUGUCAAGUGCCCUACCCAUGCUACCAAGGAAGAGUUGCGCUGCCCUACUGGCGUGUGGAAGCGGAUGCAGGCCAAGUUUUCUACGCAUAAAUGCCGAGCAUGCUUGAGAAGUGAUACCUGCAUCCAGACAUGA